AUGGAAGAUCAACCCCCACGAUAUUCUAUGCUCGAGGCAGCUGGCUGGCCUGAAGAUGAGUGUCUUCAAAGUGCAACAAACGUCAACAAUGAUGGCCGCGUUGAGGUCAAUCUCGACUCCAAGGUCUGUAAAACUGUUGCGAAGCUCAUUCAGAUCCCACGCGAGGAGCAGACGCCACCAUCGAUACCCGAUCAUGCAGAAUUUGCUGGCUGCGAUAUCCAAUUGAACAUUGUGAUUCAAGUUGUCGGUAGUCGGGGCGACGUCCAGCCCUUUAUUGCGCUGGGAAAUGAGCUCCAGCGCUAUGGACAUCGUGUGAGACUGGCGACUCAUGGCCUAUUUGAAUCCUUCGUUCUGGAAUCAGGUCUAGAGUUCUAUCCUAUUGGCGGUGAUCCCUCGGAGCUUAUGGCCUACAUGGUGAAAAAUCCCGGCUUGAUACCACAGAUGAAAAGCUUGCGGGAUGGAGAAAUUCAACGCAAGCGGGCCAUGGUGGCCGAGAUGCUACAGGGCUGUUGGAAUUCAUGCAUCAAUGAUGAUCCAAUAAGCAAAGCACCUUUCGUGGCCGAUGCCAUCAUCGCAAAUCCUCCUAGCUUUGCCCACGUUCACUGUGCGCAAGCUUUGUCUAUUCCCUUGCAUCUUAUGUUUACGAUGCCAUGGAGUAGUACAAGAGCCUUUCCGCAUCCUUUGGCAAACCUCAAAUACUCGAAUACCGAGCCAAAAAUCGCCAACUACAUUUCAUACGGCAUUGUUGAAUGGAUGACAUGGCAGGGUCUCGGCGAUAUCAUCAACGAGUGGAGGUCCACGCUUGAUUUGGAGCCAGUGCCGGGUACUGAAGCGCCCAGUUUGGCCGACACUUUGAAAAUACCUUUUACCUAUUGUUGGUCACCGAGCCUCAUGCCGAAACCAUCAGACUGGUCAUCGAAUAUAGAUGUCUGCGGCUUCUUCUUUCGGUCUCUUCCAGAAUACACUCCGCCUUCUGACCUCGAUACGUUCCUUCGAAGGGGCAGCCCUCCAGUUUACAUCGGCUUCGGUAGCAUUGUCAUCGAAGAUCCGGUUGCAAUGACAAAAAUCAUAAAAAGAGUUGUUAGAUCACUCGGUAUUCGCGCAAUAGUAUCUCGUGGCUGGAGUAACAUCGGAGAUUCCGUAUCUGACGAGCAGAUCUUCUACCUUGGGGAUUGUCCACAUGAGUGGUUAUUCCAACAUGUCCUUGCUGUUGUUCACCAUGGAGGUGCAGGCACCACAGCAUGUGGGCUGCGUUUUGGAAGAUCCACAACUAUCAUCCCGUUUUUCGGCGAUCAGCUCUUCUGGGGUAAUAUGGUUGCUUCCUGUGGCCUGGGACCAAAACCUAUUCCGUACCGGUCUUUGACCUCUGAUAACUUGGCGGCGGCCAUUCAAUUCUGUCUCCAACCCGAAGCGCAGUCUGCGGCACGAGAUGUCGCAAACCGGAUGACCCAUGAGAAUGGUGUGGCGGCCGCGGUUGCUUCUUUUCAUCGCAAUUUACCGUUGGAUGACAUGCGAUGCCACGCUCUCAACUCUGAACCGGCAGUGUGGCGAUUGAAAACAUCCUCCAAGACCCAUAUUCACUUGUCGAAAAUUGCGGCGGAGGUCUUGGUGGACCAUCAUCGUCUGAAAAUGAAUGAUCUUCAACCUUAUCAUGUCCGUCCGAUUUAUAUUCAGAAUCGACGCUGGGAUCCUGUCACGGGCACCGCUUCCUCGCUGAUCACUACCGGCACCGAUAUGCUGAAAGCGACAGGCGACAUUGUUUACCGACCAUACGUGGAAUUCUCGCGAGCCCCCACGAAUCAAGCAGAACGUGCUUAUCCCGAGUCAUCCCGCUCCCAGUCUCUUGACAAUGCGUCCGUCAUUGAAACAGCUUCUGUGGAUUCUUCCGCCACAACUAAGCCUUCCAGGUUAAGAAACACCGGCGUGGCAAUGGGCGGCUCAGCAAAAAGCCUUGGAAAGGCAGUUGGAGUUUGGUAUAAAGGCAUGCUCAUCGAUAUGCCUUUGGCUGCGGCAGAAGGCCUCAGAGCUGUACCCCGGCUAUAUGGCGACGAAGUCAAAGAUCAUGGAAUCGUAACGGACUGGAAAUCCGGUGCUACAUUUGCAGGGAAGAACUUUGUUCAUGGAAUUUCAGACGGUUUCAGCGAUAUUUUCAAUCAGCCAUACAACGGUGGCCAGGAAGAGGGAGCAAAGGGUGUGAUGAAAGGAAUCGCGAAGGGGACACUUGGGGUGACUACCAAGGUGUCAUCAGCUGCUUUGGGGCUGGUAGCCUAUCCUGCUCACGGGAUUAUGAAGAGCCUGUAUGUGGCCACACAUUCCAAAACAAGAAAACGUGUUCUCCAAGCGCGCGUACGAGAAGCAAAGUACCUAGCAGAGCAUUCGCCCAAGGCACAAGGCAAUCGUCAGGCCAUCAUUCGCAAUUUCGAGGCUGUCUAUCGCAACCCUGUCAGGACUGCCAGUUCGUCCAGCUGA
Molecule: messenger RNA, 2469 nt
Organism: Penicillium argentinense
Lineage: Eukaryota; Fungi; Ascomycota; Eurotiomycetes; Eurotiales; Aspergillaceae
Product: glycosyltransferase
Exons: 6
Coding region: 1-2469 (822 amino acids)
Biological process (GO): carbohydrate metabolic process
Molecular function (GO): hexosyltransferase activity; UDP-glycosyltransferase activity
Source: RefSeq, a predicted model, not a curated record